AUGCUUACGCCUUGGAUUGGCCUGGCGAUGUUCGUCAUUUCUUUCCCCAUUCUCUGGUGGAACGAGCGUAGGGCGACGGGUCAGAGGGCUUCCCACCCUUCGGGUCCAGCAGCUGGAGGUAGCACCGUGCCGGUCGUUCAGGGAACGCCGGUGAACAAAGAUGGGCCUGACAAUGCCAGAGGUGCAGAUGUGGAGGCAGAGGCAGUGGUGGGCAAGGAGGUGGCAACCACGGAGAGACAUUCCCUGCUUCAGCUGAGCCCUACCGAGGCUUACCAGGAGGGGGUUAACAACUUCGAGGACCGAAUCUGCACUCCGUUCUACUGCCGCGCGGUCCGCCAGUGCUUUGAGAAAAUGCCGGAGUUGGACGGUUAUGGCGACUGUCGAACCUACUUCUUCCGGGUGCUGGGGGUCAUGAUGAUGUUCACCGGCAUCGAUAUGUUUCUCAGCCCGACCUACUUCCUGGUGCACUCGCUGUGGUUCUUCGGCUUCAUCGUCGCUGGCCAUCUCGCGCUUUGUGCCUGCAAGAGCGCCUGCAUGCUGAGCAUCGGGACAAUCGCCACCUCUUACGUCAUCCACCGGCCGGGCAUCGUGCUUUUUCUGGCCACCUCCAUUGUGGGCGUCAGCGCGCUGUCGCUCUACUACAACGUUCCGACGCAUGGCGCUGCCGCUGCUGCGGCGCACCGAUAG
This is a messenger RNA of Symbiodinium sp. CCMP2592, 687 nucleotides long. The record is from the annotation of a GenBank genome assembly. NCBI's taxonomy places the organism in Eukaryota, Dinophyceae, Suessiales, Symbiodiniaceae.